Lethenteron reissneri (Far Eastern brook lamprey) is the source of this 2425-nucleotide messenger RNA. RefSeq names its product mitochondrial ribosomal protein L13 (gene MRPL13). Gene Ontology annotation, biological process: negative regulation of translation; translation. The record is from RefSeq and is a predicted model, not a curated record. Gene Ontology annotation, cellular component: mitochondrial large ribosomal subunit; ribosome. Lineage: Eukaryota; Metazoa; Chordata; Hyperoartia; Petromyzontiformes; Petromyzontidae. Gene Ontology annotation, molecular function: structural constituent of ribosome; mRNA binding.
GGCGCAACAGACGAGAUCAAGUUUAAUGGCUGAAUACGCGACAACCGAAUCGCCAAUGCUGCAAGUUGCUCUUCGCAACGAAAUUAUCAUCAUACGCUUUGUGAAACGAGCAGACGUUUUGUGAAGACGAACACGUAGUUAUCAAUCGGUUUAUUCUCCCGCGACACUUAUUCAACAAGCGGUUGUACAUUGUUUAUAUUCCGAUCUAACAGUGCAAAUAUUAAGAUUUCAUUCUCCCCCCCACCUUCGUGCAGCCACAAUAAAAUAACGCAGCUCGCCGUCACCUCUGCAUUACAUUUCACAACUCGGAUAGAGCACGACUCCAAUCCCCGCACUACGAUUGGUCUACUCGAGCACGUGAUCGCAUUUUUUUUAAAGCGUCGCCACCGUCGACCAAUCAGAGCGCGGCGUUAGCUCCGCCGCCGCUUAUCCGCUCUGUGGAAUGAAAGCCACGUGCGCCGCUGUGACUUUGUGGAUCUUUGAGGGCAGCAGUUUAACACAUUUCGUUUCGGCUUUCGCGACCAAUAUCACCCAUAGCACAGGUUCUCUCUUGUUUGGGGGGGGCGGUUAGAUCGCGUAAAUAUCAUUAGGGGUUUGCCACGUAAACAGGACGUUGCCUAUCGUACAGCAACGCCGGUUGUUGUGUUUGGAGAGCGAAUCCACAACAGUUACAAGCGGGCUCACGAGGGAACUUGCGAGUGUUUUUUCUUUCCCGAGCGUUCGUUUGCGCUUUGACCUCCUCCUGACUCGGCCACCGGAGACACCCCCCUACAACGCGCGGAUAAACGCCUCCAAGGAUGUCGACUUGCAGCCGCGUAGCGCAGCAAUGGGGCACGUUUUCGCGGAUGUGGUAUCUGCUGGACGCCCGUCUCCAGCCGCCGGGCAAAGUGGCCAAGCUGUGUGCCAUGCACCUCAAGGGACAAAACAAGCCCAUCUACCAUGCCUUGAAUGACUGUGGGGACCAUGUGGUGGUGAUCAACACGAGGCACAUCGCAUUCUCCGGCAACAAAUGGGACCAGAAGGUGUACAGCAGCCACUCCGGGUAUGCCGGUGGAUUCAAACAAGUGAUUGCAAAAGACCUCCACAAGAAGGACCCGACUGCAAUUGUACGGCUGGCUGUGUAUGGAAUGCUGCCCAGUAACUUGCUCCGGAAGACCCAGAUGAUGAGGAUCCAUCUCUUCCCGGACGCCGACAUUCCCGAGGACAUCCGCAAGAACCUGGUGCAGGAGCUGGAGCAGCCGCGGGUGCCUCCGCGCACGCUCAGGCAGUACAGCAAGGAGGACGUCGAGGCUUUCCCACGCGUCUGGACCCCGCCGAAGGACUUUUUGUGGAAGUAAACUGGGAGAUGCAAGUUCCGGGCCACGUUGACUUCAAGUACAGAAGCAAGGCACACGCUGGGCUGUGUGACGAAUCCGUCAAUCCCACUUACACACAAAGACAAAGAUCCCCCCCCCACCACCCCCCACGUUAGCUGAACAGAUUGUUUAUUCUGUUACUCGUACACACACACACGCAUAAGGGUGCACACACGCACACAACAAAAACAAAACAAUGAUAGGGCAAGUGCCGUUAGUGAACGCCUAUGGAGGCCAGCGUGGCGUACAAGAGGGUUAUGGUGUGGCCAUCACGAUGACUGGCCACCUUUGUUUCCCCAAUGCCAAUGUUUACACAUCACACCAAGUACUCAUUUGAAGGCGAGUCGUCCGAGGGGAGGCCCAGUAUCCGGUUCAGAUGUCGCUCGCCACUUAUUAGUCUUGGCUACAAAUCAUAUUUGGGUUGUAGGGUCAUAGAGCAGAUGACUAACCGCUGGGAACUAAGACAAACAUCCCUCGUAUAGCUUCAACAGACUGUCGGGGCAAGUGGUGUUAGCAAGCACCUAUGAAGGUCAGAACAGCACACGAGGGGGUGGGUGGCCAGGACCACGCCCGACCGCCUUUGUCUCCCCAGUACCGGACACGCACGCACGCAAACGCCUUCCGUUGCGCCCAUGCGGUAUAUCUGUCACUUCUGCCAUCUCGUUGACCACAGCUCAGAUGAAAUGUUCAUGUUGGCAAAGAGUUGCGGGGCACUUUCUGUUUAAUCAGUGCAUUUUUUCUUCAUGAGUUCAAGAUGAAUUUGCUCUCUCUCUCCUGUUCUCUGUCCUGCUCUCCCCCGCUCACUGUGCCCCAGAAAGUGGUUUUGCUCCAAAAAAUGUUUUUGCAAUUCUUGAGGGAGAUUGUCACAACGGUGUGCAUGUGAGUUUAAUGGCGGCUUCAUGUGUGUUUUUUUAAAGAUAAUCCUUAAAAAAAAACAUGAAUUAUAUCCCUUAAAUCGUAAAGGGUUUGUGUGUCACGUAUGUAUUAAUUAUAUCCAUAUACCAUCAGGUGCCAGCUGAAUCAGAGCCGUGUUUUUGUAAGUUGCACAUAUAAAUGGACGGUAUACCCUG